This is a messenger RNA of Cottoperca gobio, 2147 nucleotides long. RefSeq names its product patatin-like phospholipase domain containing 3 (gene pnpla3). NCBI's taxonomy places the organism in Eukaryota, Metazoa, Chordata, Actinopteri, Perciformes, Bovichtidae. The record is from RefSeq and is a predicted model, not a curated record. Gene Ontology annotation, molecular function: triacylglycerol lipase activity. Gene Ontology annotation, biological process: triglyceride catabolic process; lipid homeostasis; positive regulation of triglyceride catabolic process. Gene Ontology annotation, cellular component: membrane; cytoplasm; lipid droplet. The transcript is spliced from 9 exons. The coding region runs from base 99 to 1274 and encodes 391 amino acids.
CUGCCUCUCUCCGCCGAGCCGGGGUAUCAGCCGUGGGACUCCCGCCGCUAGGUGAUCUGUCUGUUCUCAGGGCUCCCGAGCCGGGGCAUGCCCCCGCCAUGGUCGACCUAAAUGGCGGCUGGAACCUGUCAUUCGCCGGGUGCGGGUUUCUGGGAAUUUACCAUAUUGGAGUUGCCAGCUGCCUGCAGGAGAAAGCGCCCUACCUCAUCCAAGGGGCCACCAAGUUGUACGGGGCUUCAGCCGGUGCUCUGACCGCCUCGGUGCUCGCCAGCCAGGCGUCCUUAAUUAAAUGUUGUGAAGAUGUGAUCGAGGUGGCAAAAGAGGCCAGGAAGAGGAACCUUGGCCCCCUUCACCCCACCUUCAAUCUGGUCAAGGUGAUAAGGUCUGGCCUGAAUCGUGACCUGCCCUCUGAUGCACAUGUCCUGGCCUCGGGGCAGCUGUGUGUUUCGCUGACCAGAGUGUCUGACGGGGAAAACGUGCUUGUGUCAGAGUUUAACACCAAAGAGGAACUCAUCCAGGCACUGAUCUGUAGCUGUUUCAUUCCCAUCUACUGCGGGCUGAUUCCUCCGUCUUUCAGAGGAGUGCGUUACGUGGAUGGCGGAAUCAGUGACAACCUGCCGCAGUCGAAGCUGAAGAACACCAUCACCAUCUCUCCCUUCUCUGGCGAGUGUGACAUCUGUCCCCGCGACAAAUCCACCAGCUUCCACGAGCUGCGCUUCACCAACACCAGCAUCCAGAUGAACCUGGGCAACAUGUACCGCCUCAGCAGGGCCCUCUUCCCACCAGAACCCAAGGUACUGGCUGAUAUAUGUCAGAGCGGUUAUAAGGAUGCUCUACGCUUCCUUAAAGAAAACAACCUGAUGAUGCAGGAGCAUCCGACCUCGGGCCCCUCUUUGCCAGAGAGUUCGCCCACCUGCUGCUGCACGCAUACAGAAACCACUAAAGAGUGGGUGCUCCGGAGGCUCCGCCUACUACGAAAACAGCAUUGGUGGCUGGAUGAGCAGAUCGUUCUGCCUACGUCCAUCAAGAAAGUGUUCUGUGAGGCCUGCCAAGACAAACCUGGCUUGUAUGCCAAGGUGUCGGAGUUGCUGCCAGUGAGAGUCGCCUCCUACAUGCUCAUGCCAUGCACACUUCCUGUACAGUCGGCCUACUCAGUGGCACAGAGGUUAGUGGAGUGGAUCCCAGAGGUUCCAGCUGAUAUGCGCUGGCUGUUUGGUGUGGCAGGUAACAUGUACCAACAGGCCUGGAAAGGAGCACCAGUCCAAGUCCAUUAGUGAGCCGUGCCUGAGGAAAUGCUUGAGUGUGCCGCCUCUACCUACAGAGUGUGACAAACCCAUGCAGAGAGACAAACUGCCCGCUCUUUCCUCCCUCGACCUCCACGGAAGCUACUGGGAGAUCCCCAAAUCUACCUCCUCCUUCUCCUCCUCCUCGCCACAACAUUCUCACAUCGUCCCCUCCUCCCCGCAACAAGUCUGCUUCUUUGUCGGCUCAGAGGACGAACCUCACAGCCAUGCACAGCAGUAAAAUUAUUCAGCACCUGCACUUUGACUUUUACAGAUCUCCAGGCCUCCAUAUAAUGACUUUAAGGUGACAAGAAGCACCUUCUGGCAGCCAUAUUGGAAGUCUGCCGGCCUCAUUUUUUAAAAGUGUAAUCUUGCCAGAAAUGGAAAAUCUAAUUUUUUCAUGAAUCUGACGAGUUUUGUUUUUGACAGUAUUCUAUCAGUGGCUCUGGCUACAGCUGGAGCUCGGACCUUCUGACUACUUUUGUGAGACAAUUGUUAUCAUAACCGAGGGAAAUGAUGCCAAAGCUACAAACAGUUGUAAUAAACUUAAGUGUCCUUUUACUGAGAUGAUGUCAAGGACUCGACAGUUGUCGACUGCCUCACAGAACUCUAAAUGUUGAGUAAAUUAAGUCAGUUUACUCCCUAAUAAAAUUGCUGACCUAGCCCAUUUUCUUUGUGUAAAGCCAGAAACUGUUCUCCACAAUGGUGUCAGAUGUUGACACAACCUAGAGGUAAUUGGUUUUACUUAAUUUGCCAAAAUGAAACACCAAUGCUGACUGUGCUGGUCAAGAGAUUCAAUGUGGUCUGACCUUCAAGCGAAUCUGUAAAAUAAUAUUCUCUUUAGAUUAAACAAUUUCAAUGAUU